AUGACUCAACAAGAAUACCGUUCCCCCUCACAACGCUUAUCCAAGGGGAGGAGUAUGUCGCUACCCAAAAUAUUUGCUCGUAAUUUGAGAUCUCUUCAAACCAACGCACCCACUGGCAAAGAUAUCAAUUGCAAUUGCUCAAGUUUCAAUUCCUUUUCCUCGUCCGCAAGCGCCAGCUCAAACUCACAAAUUAGUAUGACUUAUAAUGAAAACAAGCAUGAUCUUCCCAUACCCUUUCCCCUACAUGUAGAAUGCGACGAUAGUUGGUCAAGUUCUAAAAUUAACAAGUUAAAAUCAAUGUUUCACCAUAACAGAUCAAAAAAUAGUGGCAUUACAGACGUGUCUGAUUCGGAGAAGGGCACGCACCAACGUGAACAUCAAUCGACGACACGCGUAGGGCAGUCGCAAAGUUCCAUUAACGAUGAGAGAAAUGUCCUUAACACUACCAAAAGUACGCUUAUAUCGAAUGAAGCGAUAUGCUCUACGCCUAACGAGAUAUCGGGGAGCUCUUCUCCGAAUGCGGAGUUAUUUACCUUUGAUAUGCCCACAGACCCAUCAUCCUUUCACACUCCUAGUUCCCCAAGUUAUAUAGCAAAGGACAGUAGAAAUCUGAGUAAUGGUUCUUUAAAUGAUAUUAACGAAAAUGAAGAGGUCCGGCAUUUCCAUAGAAAAGUCGAAGAAAGUUGCAAUGUCUCACCCUUGGCUCACUUGUCCUUAUCAAAUUCACCAACUGAUCCCCUGGGUGGAAAGAAUGGAAAUAAAAGGGACCAAAUACCUAUUAAAACAACACCACGUUUAAGGAGAGCCGCUUCCGAACCAUUUGACACAGCAAAGGACGGGUUAUUGCGGGAAGAUUUCCUCGCUUUGAAACAACCUCCAAAUUUGGGAGAUAUUGUAGAACCUAGGAGGUCUCGUCGUUUAAGAACCAAAUCAUUCAGUAAUAAGUUCCAAGACAUUACUGUCGAACCUCAAUCAUUUGAAAAAAUUAGACUACUGGGCCAGGGUGAUGUGGGUAAAGUCUAUUUAGUAAGGGAACGCGAUACCAACCAGAUAUUCGCCCUGAAAGUCUUGAGUAAACAUGAAAUGAUCAAGAGGAAAAAAAUUAAGCGCGUACUCACUGAGCAGGAAAUCCUCGCAACAAGUGAUCAUCCAUUUAUUGUGACGCUGUACCAUUCCUUUCAAACGGAGGAUUAUUUGUACCUCUGUAUGGAAUACUGCAUGGGAGGGGAAUUCUUUAGAGCUUUGCAGACAAGAAAAAGUAAGUGCAUUGCAGAAGAUGAUGCAAAGUUUUACGCCAGUGAAGUAGUAGCGGCUUUGGAAUAUUUACACCUACUGGGCUUCAUAUAUAGAGAUUUAAAACCCGAGAAUAUAUUACUGCAUCAAUCUGGCCAUAUUAUGCUUUCUGACUUUGAUUUAUCCAUCCAGGCAACAGGAUCAAAAAAUCCCACUAUGAAAGACUCUACGUAUUUAGAUACAAAAAUUUGUUCAGAUGGAUUUAGAACUAAUUCCUUUGUUGGUACUGAAGAGUACUUAGCUCCAGAAGUAAUCAGAGGGAAUGGGCAUACAGCGGCAGUAGACUGGUGGACUUUAGGAAUAUUAAUUUAUGAGAUGCUUUUCGGCUGCACUCCAUUCAAAGGAGAUAAUUCAAAUGAAACUUUCUCUAACAUUUUGACCAAGGACGUCAAAUUCCCACAUGAUAAAGAAGUUUCAAAGAACUGCAAAGAUCUGAUAAAGAAACUAUUAAACAAAAACGAGGCAAAGAGGCUUGGCUCUAAAUUAGGAGCUGCAGACAUAAAGAGACACCCCUUCUUCAAGAAAGUUCAGUGGUCGUUCUUAAGAAAUCAAGACCCCCCUUUGAUACCUGCAUUAAAUAAUAACGGCUGUGAACUCCCCUUUAUAUUGUCUUGCAAUAAAAACUCGAGAAAAAACUCGGUGAGCAAACAGGAAAUCCAAAUGUUUUGUGAAAAAGUUGCAAAUGAUGACGAAAUUGAUGAGGCAGAUCCAUUCCAUGAUUUCAAUUCUAUGAGUUUAGCGAAGAAAGAUCACAGUAUUUUAACUUACUCUGAAAAUCAUACCUAUGGCAAAAUUCUGUACAAAUCAACUUGCACAAGAUCAAGACAUAACAGUUCUCACAGAAAUUUCUUUAAAGACAUAAUACCUGAACUAUAA
This is a messenger RNA of Saccharomyces paradoxus, 2169 nucleotides long. RefSeq names its product putative serine/threonine protein kinase KIN82 (gene KIN82). The record is from RefSeq and is a predicted model, not a curated record. The transcript has a single exon. Gene Ontology annotation, molecular function: ATP binding; protein serine/threonine kinase activity. NCBI's taxonomy places the organism in Eukaryota, Fungi, Ascomycota, Saccharomycetes, Saccharomycetales, Saccharomycetaceae. Gene Ontology annotation, cellular component: nucleus; plasma membrane; cytoplasm. The coding region runs from base 1 to 2169 and encodes 722 amino acids. Gene Ontology annotation, biological process: protein phosphorylation.